Molecule: messenger RNA, 2061 nt
Organism: Cyphellophora attinorum
Lineage: Eukaryota; Fungi; Ascomycota; Eurotiomycetes; Chaetothyriales; Cyphellophoraceae
Exons: 2
Coding region: 1-2061 (686 amino acids)
Biological process (GO): regulation of Golgi organization
Cellular component (GO): cytosol
Source: RefSeq, a predicted model, not a curated record
AUGGACUCACCCUUGACCCAACAACUUCGGCCAGACUCGUUCGAGCCGAAGAUAGUCCAGCUCUAUCUACAUCUCUUCAAUAUCCUUCCCAACGAUGACAGUGAAGAAGAACGAAUACCUUCCGAAGGCUUCUGGAGGGAGUUCUUUCUGCUCAAGCCGGACAAACAACGCCUCUACGAUCUGCUGGAUCCCUUCACAGCCAACGAGACUCUCCAUUGCCAAGCCCAGACCCAAGCCUUCUUCAGACGGUGCAUACAGGAAGCACGUUCGGAUCGAUUCCCGCAGAACGAAAAUGCUCUCGAAAACCUGGCAGGAUUUCUCAGCGCCAUCUUCACCAAACGAUAUGUGAACCCCAGCACCGACAUCAUUGAUGUUCUUGGUGGGCUUGACGACAUCGACAAGCUGGUCUCUGACUUUGUCAAUACGCUUGAGGGCAUUGUCAGAUCUUCUCCCAACCUCGAUCUACGUUCGAAAGCUGUCACUUCUUCAAUGGUCAUGGUCGCUGGAGCAUUCCAGACCAGCCUCGUCAGCUACUUUACGCAUCGAGACCUUUUCCCAGCUCUGAUGAGAUAUGUACACGACGUCCCAGACCAGGCCUACCAGUCGUUCAUUCUGCUCGGAAGUCUGGCAAGCUACAACAAGUUCGAGCAGCAGAACGUUUACGUGAAUCGACUCGAAGAUUUUGUUGAUGAGUCAACUCUACGACUUCUCGUAGACUCUUUCGGCGAGACAUGUCGCAAGAUCCGAGACGAGUACACGGCAAUCCAAGACGAUGCCGCUCCCGCUAUUACGUUGUCGUCAGCCCUCAGCUUGGUAGGCCUGCGCUCGUUAUCACCAGACGCUCGGAAGCCCCCGCCACCGAGCGAAGAAGAAGCCAAGCAGCUCUUCAACGCUCUACCUUCACCACUGGCCGCGAGCUUACUACCAGCCUACACAUUCGUUGGCGCAAACAAAAUCUUCGCGUCAGCUCUCCUCGCUGCCCCUUCUGGCCCGACAACACACGAAACGCCCCUCGCAUCAUUUCUCAGCAGCACUUCAUACCUAUGCCACCACGCACACCGCUCCUCGCGCGCCUCCAUCUACGCAAUCCUCUCGCUGUUGACUGUCCGCCUCCUCCUCGAGGAUACUCUCACUGCUAAACCAAUCUGCCAUGCAACCUCCCACGCCGUCACCUCAGUCCGCCUCGCUCGUCAGCGCGCCCCUUUCCUCCCAACCACUGCCAUAACCUCAUCUUCGAGGGCCCCAGCAGCCAUCAUCCUCGACAUCGCAACCGACACCCUAAGCCACAACCUUCGCCGCCGUCUGGACAUUCCCCUCUACAGCCUGGCCCUCGCCCUCAUUCUGCGCGUCCUCACCACCCUCGCCCCACCCUCGGGACCCAGUACGCGCCUGGCAUACCACUGGCCACACCUCUGGUCCUCUCUCCUCGCACUCAUGAAAUUUGUAACAGUCUAUGCUCCCGACCUACAAUCCCUCCGCGGCGGCAUCACUGAAGAAGUCAUCACUCCCGUCGCCGAGAUCCUCGCGUUCAGCUUAACCCGUGGCGACGUUUUCCUGCCUGGCGAAGCCGACUUUGACGAUUUGUUCUACAAGUUGGUUGAGGGGUACGAAAUCCUGCAGAAAUUCAGGGAUGCGUGGAGUCCCAUACCUGCAGCGAAGAACAAAGAGAAAGCAGCGCCGUCCAGAAUUCAAACUUCCGGAGCAGCAAGCAGGAGCAGCAAGCUCGCACGCUCAACAGACGCCCUUCUCGCCGUAGCAGGGCACUACCACGACUUGCUUAGCAGCAAGUCCCGAAAACACCAGUCUGCAGCCGAGGUCAAGCGAGUGAUCAAAGAAGAAGGGUACGAGGGCGUCGACUCAGUGACAGGAGGGAACUUGACUGUGGUCACCACGCCGGGUGCUUCAAGGUCAGCGACUCCUACUCCCGGGACAGCAGGUGGGCUGGAAGAAGGAGGAGGCUUCGGCCAGUGGCGACCCUGGCGCGAAGUCGAGCACAAAGGCGAAGUCAAACGCCUCGUCAGGGGCGCAAUGGAGGACGUCAGGAUCUUGGGCCUGCGAUAA